Lepisosteus oculatus (spotted gar) is the source of this 511-nucleotide messenger RNA. Its product is annotated as interleukin-8-like. The record is from RefSeq and is a predicted model, not a curated record. Gene Ontology annotation, molecular function: chemokine activity. NCBI's taxonomy places the organism in Eukaryota, Metazoa, Chordata, Actinopteri, Semionotiformes, Lepisosteidae. Gene Ontology annotation, cellular component: extracellular region. Gene Ontology annotation, biological process: chemotaxis; defense response; immune response.
AGGAGCACAUGAAUGAAACAAGAAAUAAGAUGGAGAAGAAGAUUGCUUUUGUGCUUUUUGCCACCAUUUGUGCUGUAGUAACAGAAGGUGUCCUAGUCAGAGCAGGAGAGGCUUUCCGAUGUCAGUGCCUGAAGACUGUCUCACAGUUUAUCAACCCCAAGCGUCUUGUUGACAUCGACAUAAUUAAUUCAGGAGUGCACUGCAAGAGGGUAGAAGUCAUAGUGACACUUAAAUCAGGACACAAAGUCUGUGUGGAUCCCGAAGCCAAAUGGGUGAAGAUGAUUAUUGAAAGACUCCUGAAGAAAUAAAGAUGCCCUGUUUACAUUUUCUUCUUGAUGUUUGUUAAAGCGAUCGGAGGGCAUUUUACAAAAGAUUUUAAUUGAAAAAUUCUUAACAUGCUUUUGCACAUUGUUCCACUUUCUAAAAUACUGCUAGAUUCCUCUUCAUUACAAACAUUAAAGUGUCUUUAGUGGAAUUGGAUCCGCUAAUUAGGUCCAUUAUACAUUAUGUA